UCCAGCGAAGCUCAUGCCACACUGGGAAUGAUACAGUACAUGCAGGCCUACCGAACAUCGGCACAUCACUGGUCAGCAAUCCCCAAUUGUCACGUGGCUGUUGGCAGCCGAAAACGACUGCCCAUCGGCAAUUGCAUUUUAAAUCUGGGUCAUUUGGUCAGCGAGUACACGGAACCUUUCCCCAACGACGGGUACAAAUUCCGUGAGCGGAAGAAUAUGCCAUUUAGGGCUCUUCGUGUAUCCCCAAAUUCUCAAAUUUAAAGCAGAAGGCCUUUUGAUCCUUCCUAGAGAAAGCACAAUUCGAGCAAUCAAAUCUUCUAAAAGGUUCUUGUGGAGAAGAAAUUUCUUUGUUCCUUAGGAAAGGGCUCAAUUUACUUGAAGGGAUUUGCUGGAGGCACCUUGGUUAAGGACCUCCGUGAGGAUAGUUAGUGCAUAUAAUUACCAGCCCGUUGUAACCGUUGAAUUUGUUUGAAAUUAUCCGACAUGAAGUUUUUGGAGUACACUCCUUUGGAUCGUUUAAAUGACUUCUUGAGGCAUCUGAAUCUUGGUGAGCGGACAAUCAAAGGGUGCCUUGAAGCUUACUCUUGCAAACAUACGGGAACUGAUAAAAAAUUGUCUCUCAGUUUAGAGCACGAGAUUCUCGAUUGUCUUGGAAAAUCUUUUGACUGUGAAUCUUCGUCACCGGUUGAAUAUUUGUCUACCAGAUCCAGCCGAAAGACGUUGAUUUACUUGAUUCUUACACUCUAUCACAUGUAUCCAGAUUAUGACUUCAGUGCCGUGAAAGCACACCAGUUUUUUACAGAGGUAGACUGGGACAGUUUUAAGCAGAUUUUUGAUACAUACAUGCUCGAAGCAUCAAAGGAAUGGGCUGAGGCAAAUGGGGGCUGUACGCUACUAGAAAGCUUGUACAAGGCUUUGGAUGAGGUUGUGAAAAUAUCAGAAUGUGAAAUUUACAGCUACAAUCCAGACUCUGAUUCAGACCCGUUUCUGGAAGGAGGAGCAAUAUGGUCAUUCAAUAUAUUCUUCUAUAGUAGAAAGCUAAAGCGUGUCGUGAGUUUUCGUUUCUGCUGCUUAAGCAACUUGGUGGCUGAGGGUUUUCUUACAGACGAUUUAAGUAAUGAGGAAGACGGGGACAUAUUUGAUGACAUGGAUAUGUGAGCAUGAAUUGCUGUUAAUAGAUGUUAAUAUUAUUCUCGAGAUCUGCUAGAAGGAACAUCUUGUUCCCUGGAGGCCUGUGUAGUCUGUAGCCCCCGCUUUUCCCUUUCCCCACCUGUUUGUGUAUACCACUACCAUUGCUGUGUAAAGGAUAUGGUAGGUAACCUAGUUCACAUACUGCCCUGUAUGUUGACAAACUGAAGGCAGUUCAGGCUAUUAGUAGGUGCAGUUCUAUCCUUCUAUUUAGAUGUAUUUUGUUGCUUCAGACGGACAUUUGGGUUCUAACUUCGGUAGGUUUUCUACAUGUUUCGUGAGGUUGGCCAGCGUUGAGGGGAUGCAUAUGCAUUUUCCCAAGAGUCUCAUGUUAAGUUUUUCGGAUUUUUUGCCCA
This is a messenger RNA of Malania oleifera, 1544 nucleotides long. RefSeq lists its product as uncharacterized. NCBI's taxonomy places the organism in Eukaryota, Viridiplantae, Streptophyta, Magnoliopsida, Santalales, Ximeniaceae. The coding region runs from base 484 to 1158 and encodes 224 amino acids. The transcript has 12 exons. Gene Ontology annotation, biological process: negative regulation of transcription by RNA polymerase III. The record is from RefSeq and is a predicted model, not a curated record. Gene Ontology annotation, cellular component: nucleus. Gene Ontology annotation, molecular function: RNA polymerase III core binding.